CAUCGUUGGCUUACUUAUCAGAUGUUUCGCGAAGAACUUCAAGUAUAAGUAAAUAUCAUUUUUGACGUAAAAGUGAAUAGUGUGAGUGGUUAGCAGCAAGUUGCAAGUUGUUGAGCGGCGUGACGCGCCUUUAAUAAAUAUAAAGUUGUAGGAAUGGGAAGAAUAAAAAGGAAUGUUUCUAUCCUUGUGAUAAUAUCUUUUUUAAUUGAAACAAAUGGCUUUUAUGUACCGGGUGUUGCACCAGUUGAAUUUAAGAAAGGGCAGAAAAUUGAUGUUAAAGCAGUUAAAAUGACAAGUACUCAUACACAAUUACCAUAUGAAUAUUAUUCUCUUAAGUUUUGUAGACCAAAGAAUGGAACAUUUAUUUAUAAAUCAGAAAAUUUGGGAGAAGUAUUACGUGGUGAUAGGAUUGUAAAUACACCAUAUGAAGUUAUGAUGAAACAAGAUAUAAGCUGUAGACUUUUAUGUCAUGGACCAAAUAAUCCAAUGACCUGGAAUGAAGAAGAAUCUCGAUGUGCAAUAGAACGUAUUCAGCAUGAUUAUUCCGUUCAUUUAUUAAUAGAUAAUUUGCCAGCUGCUACGAAGAAAUUUCAUAAAGGAACUAACAGUGAAGUAGUUUAUCAUGGAUAUAGAUUAGGAGGUGUUAUAGGUGAUCAAGUUUAUAUUAAUAAUCAUUUGAUAUUGAAAUUAGGAUAUCACGAACACGGAGAAAAUCAAUUUAGAGUAGUAGAAUUUGAAGUGGAAGCUCGAUCAGUUGAUAUAAAUCAAUUGAAAUAUGAAGGAAAUACAUGUAUAUUACCUUCUCAAACAAGCCCGCAAUUUGUUAAUCCUAAAAGUACUAGAUUGUUAUUCUUAUAUUCCGUGGAAUGGAAAAAAUCAGAUGUGAGUUGGGCAAGCAGAUGGGACACAUAUCUAGGAAUGAAUGACGUUGAAAUUCAUUGGUUCUCUAUUAUAAAUUCACUCAUUGUAGUUUUUUUUCUAUAUGGUAUUCUUACAACGAUCAUGGUAAGGACUCUUAGAAGAGAUAUAGCUCGUUAUAAUGCAGGUGACAGUGAUAGUCUAGCUGGUUUAGAUGAAACCAUUGAAGAGACUGGUUGGAAAUUAGUUCACGGAGAUGUUUUCAGACCACCUCCCAAUUCACGUUUGUUUGCUGCAGUAAUAGGCAAUGGCAUUCAAAUAUUUUUUAUGGCACUAAUUACAAUAUUUUUUGCCAUGCUUGGAAUGCUUUCACCAGCAAGUAGAGGAGCAUUAGGAACUUGUGCUAUAUUUUUAUUUGUAUUUUCUGGAUCAAUCGCUGGAUAUUUUUCCGCACGCCUCUAUAAAACUAUGCGAGGACGAGAAUGGAGAAGAGCUGCACUAUUGACAGCAACACUUUAUCCUGGUAUAGUGUUUACUACAUGCUUUUUCCUAAAUUUCUUCAUAUGGGGAAAACACAGUUCAGGAGCAGUUCCAUUUACUACUAUGUUAGCAUUGCUUUGUCUGUGGUUUGGAAUCUCACUUCCUUUAGUAUAUCUUGGAUAUUUCUUUGGUUAUCGUAAACAUCCAUUUACACAUCCUGUGAGAACAAAUCAAAUUCCUAGGCAAAUUCCAGAUCAGUUAUGGUAUAUGAAUCCAAUAUUCUGUACAUUAAUGGCUGGUAUACUACCAUUUGGUGCUGUGUACAUAGAAUUAUUCUUCAUUUUGACUGCAUUAUGGGAAAAUCAAUUUUACUAUCUUUUUGGAUUUUUAUUUUUAGUAUUUUGUAUUCUUGUCAUUUCAUGUUCUCAAAUAUCUAUAGUUAUGGUGUAUUUGCAGUUAUGCGCAGAAGAUUAUAGAUGGUGGUGGAGAAGUUUUAUAGUUAAUGGUGGAUCAGCUGUAUAUAUGUUAGCAUAUUCGAUUUUUUACUUUAUGACCAAAUUAGAAAUAACAGAAUUGGUUCCAACGUUGAUGUAUUUUGCAUAUACGGCUUUAAUGGUGCUUACAUUUUGGUUGUUAACUGGUACAAUUGGCUUCUUCGCUGCAUAUGCUUUCAUUCGAAAAAUAUAUGCAGCAGUUAAAUAGAUUAGUCAUAAUUGUCAUAAAUGAACUAAGUGAGUGCUGUGCGAAUGUAACUUUAUCUAUUUGUUCAUGAACUAUCAUAUUUAACAAAAUAUUUGAUAUAUUAAAAAGCUUACCAACAAGAAAGAUGGGUUAUCGAUAUUUCUCCAACUAAAGGAGGGGAUAGUAAAUUCCAAAAUAUCAUCUCUGUGUAUUCUUCUGCAACCAUAGUGAGUGUGACCAUCAACAACCAGUCUUGGGUUUAAAAUAUCUAAAAGCUUUAAAUUCAUCUAUUUUAUAUACUUAAAAAUAAAACGGAUAAUAUUUAGAAUACUUUA
Molecule: messenger RNA, 2354 nt
Organism: Vespula pensylvanica (western yellowjacket)
Lineage: Eukaryota; Metazoa; Arthropoda; Insecta; Hymenoptera; Vespidae
Gene: TM9SF4
Product: transmembrane 9 superfamily member 4
Exons: 11
Coding region: 154-2040 (628 amino acids)
Biological process (GO): protein localization to membrane
Cellular component (GO): membrane
Source: RefSeq, a predicted model, not a curated record